CUCCUCCUCCCUAGAGGGCAGCUAGCAGUGACCUGUCAGCAGGAACAGCCUUAAUUAUGCAGAGUUUUAAACCUUUUAAACCUUUUAAACCUCAUGAAAAGUGAAAUAAAGUAUUGAGACCAAACCAAACGUGUUUUGUUUCAGGCUGUUAACGUGUUUAAUUAUUAACGUUGCUGUAAAGGUUGUAACUUUAUAUAAUAAAUACUAUUAAUGAAUCAAUCCCAGACAGAACAUUAUCAGUAUCUGCUCAUUAUUUCACAGCAGAACUCAGGUGAACUCUGCAUGAGAACUUUAUUAGAACCUGGACUGGAAACACAUCUGGAACUUUCCUCACAGAUCAAUGAGAACUAAAAAGGUCAGAGGAUUUUAGAAGAACAUCAUUCACAGGAUUUACACUUUGAACACUGUUUUUUUUCUCUUGAUCCAGGUGUAAAUAAGACUUUGUAUUCGUGAGCUGUUUGAAAAUGUUUCUGUGGAAUGAGAUGAAACGUGUUUGUACUGGAAGCUACUGAUUAAUAAAGUUUAUUUAAAAAAAAAAGGACCGGGAGUUGUGCACAUGCUCAGUAGCUGCUGGAUGUGAGCAUGCUCAGAAAGGAGGACCAGCUGGUUGCCAUGGUAACAGGCCUCCGGAACACCUGGAACAGAGCGACAUAGAGACACAGGGACAGGGACAGACAAGUGUCUCUGUGUCCCUCGGUAUCUAUCUCCUCCUCUUCUCAUCCUCCUCUUCUCCUCUUCUCCUCCUCCUCCUCCUCCUCCUCCUCCUCCUCCCCCGGUGCCGGGCUCCAUGGGGGACAGCAUGGCGGAGGAGACCCGGAUCAUCUACCACCUGGAGGACCAGGACACGCCCUACCUGAUCCGGAUCAACGUGCCCGCGCAGCGCGUCACCCUGGCGGACUUCAAACACGCGCUGAACAAACCGAGCGUGAAAUUCUUCUUCAAGUCCGUGGACGAAGACUUCGGUGUUGUUAAAGAGGAGAUCAGUGAUGAUGAGUCCAGGCUGCCACUGGUUAACGGACGAGUCGUGGUGUCCUCUGACACCUGCCCGUCAGAUUUGGGGGUGUGUGAUAGCCAGUCUAUAGCCACGCCCACCUGUCAGGCCCCGCCCCCACCAGAGAGGACAGGUGUGAUUGGACAGUCCAGACCUCCGUCCUUCCAGGGAUCAGCUGAGGAGCUCCAGAGGACAGGUGGAUCUUUGAAUGGACACGCCCUUCAACUGGCGGUCGAAGGGCGGCGACAUGAGAGGACUUGGCGAGACGGCACCACGGGAGACAUGUUACUGCAGGUCAACGACAUCCAGUUUGACAACAUGAACAACGACGACGCCGUCAGAAUCCUGAGAGACAUCGUCCACCAGCCUGGUCCGGUGACAUUGACCGUAGCCAAGUGUUGGGAUCCAAAUCCGCCUGGUUUCUCGUUGCCGAUGGGUGAACCGGUCCGCCCCAUCGAUCCAGCUGCCUGGGUGUCUCACACGGCCGCCAUGACGGGCAGACUCCUCCCCCACUACGGCGUCCCCGAGGACACCCAGCUCAGCGUCCACAGUGACAUGGAGACGGUCGUCAAGGCGAUGGCCAGUCCAGAGGCGGGGCUAGAGGUCCGGGACAGGAUGUGGCUGAAGAUCAGCAUCCCCAACGCUUUCAUUGGUUCAGACGUGGUGGACUGGCUCCAGAGGAACGUUGAGGGGUUCGUAGACCGCCGUGAAGUCCGCCGCUACGCCGGGAACCUGCUGAAGGCCGGACUGAUCCGUCACACCGUCAACAAGGUCUCGUUCUCGGAGCAGCGCUACUACGUGUUCAGGGACCCCCGACCAGGUGAGGCCAGACCAGGUGAGGCCAGACCACAACUCCUCGACCUCCCAGGAACUUCUGGUUCUGACCCACUGGCCCCCCCAGCAGGACCCCAGGGGCACCCAGACUCCCCCUAUCAGGACCCCGCCCCUCACCAGCUGGAGGCUGGGGGAGGAGCAGGGGGAGGAGAGGAAGAAGAGGAGGACUAGG
Messenger RNA from Mugil cephalus (flathead mullet), 1997 nucleotides. Its product is annotated as segment polarity protein dishevelled homolog DVL-3. The transcript is spliced from 11 exons. Bases 788 to 1996 code for a protein of 402 amino acids. Gene Ontology annotation, biological process: canonical Wnt signaling pathway; intracellular signal transduction. Gene Ontology annotation, molecular function: protein binding. The record is from RefSeq and is a predicted model, not a curated record. Lineage: Eukaryota; Metazoa; Chordata; Actinopteri; Mugiliformes; Mugilidae. Gene Ontology annotation, cellular component: cytosol.